CUAAGAAAAAACAAAGUAGACAUAUCUGCGUAUUAUUUUACUGUCACCAAAAUUUUUUUGAAUGUCACGCUACAAAUUUUCUGUGAAUAUUACAUAAAAAAAUAACUACAAAUGAGGCCCAUUAAAAUUGGAAUUAUAGGUGGAUCUGGAUUAGACGAUCCCAACAUUUUAAAAAAUCGACAAGAAAAAAAAGUAACUACGAUUUAUGGGGAACCAUCUGAUGUUAUGAUAGUGGGGGACAUUGAAGGAGUGCCUUGCGUUUUGUUGGCUAGGCAUGGCAGAAAACACGAUAAGAUGCCUGGUAAUGUUAACUAUAGAGCAAACAUAUGGGCUUUGAAAGAAGAAGGUUGCACCCAUAUAAUUGCAACGAAUGCCUGUGGUUCCUUGCAAGAAGACUUUCCCCCAGGAACCUUGAGUGUUGCAGAUGGCUUCAUUGAUCGAACCACAAAUAGGAAGCAGACUUUCUACGAUGGCGAACCGGGUCAUCCACCAGGUGUCUGUCAUUUACCCAUGGAACCAGCCUUUCAUCCUUUGGUGCGACAAAUCAUUUUAGAAGCCGCUUGUGCAGCAGGAAUCAAAAUUCGAAACACUGGAUGCAUCGUGGCGAUUGAAGGACCCAGAUAUUCUAGUAAAAUGGAAAGUCUUAUGUACCAGACUCUCGGAGCCCAUUUGGUAGGUAUGACGACUGUUCCAGAAGCGGUGCUUGCAAAAGAACUGGGAAUCAUGUAUGCGGUAAUUGCUAUGGCAACGGAUUGGGAUUGUUGGAGAGCUACUGGUGAGAAAGUAUCUCACAAAUCUGUGCUAAAAGUUUUUCAAAAAAAUGUUCAGACUGUUCUUGGUUUGUUAAAAGUUCUAAUUCCGAGAAUGGGUAUGGAGAAUUGGGAUGAAUCAAUUGCAGAAAUGGAACAGCUAGCUAAAGACAGUGUUAUAUUACCCACUCAUUAGAAAUCAAGCUUCUCUCUAUCCACGCCACAAUCCACGCGGUGUCUAUAUCAUUAUAGAUAUCUAUAACAUUUGUAGUUAUUUAAAAACCUUAUAAAUACUAAAAUAAAGUUAUUACGUACCUAAGUUAAA
This is a messenger RNA of Sitophilus oryzae (rice weevil), 1074 nucleotides long. Its product is annotated as S-methyl-5'-thioadenosine phosphorylase-like. The coding region runs from base 112 to 945 and encodes 277 amino acids. Lineage: Eukaryota; Metazoa; Arthropoda; Insecta; Coleoptera; Curculionidae. The record is from RefSeq and is a predicted model, not a curated record. Gene Ontology annotation, biological process: nucleoside metabolic process. Gene Ontology annotation, cellular component: cytosol. The transcript is spliced from 5 exons. Gene Ontology annotation, molecular function: S-methyl-5-thioadenosine phosphorylase activity.